AUUGCCGGCCUCGGCCGCACCCGCGUCGCACCUCCCUCCCAACUCGCCACGAAAUUCGGCUUCCGCCGCCGCUUCGCUCUCUGCCUCCCGCGCGGCGCCUCCGGCGCCCUCUUCUUCGGCCCCGGCCCCUAUAACUUCCUCCCAGGCGUCGACGCCUCUCAAUCCCUCCUCUACACUCCUCUCCUCUCCAACCCCGUCAGCACUGCGGGAUCCUACAACGCGGGGGAACCUUCCUACGAAUAUUUCAUCGGCGUCACCGCCAUCAAAGUCGGCGACACCGUGUUGCCGUUAAACAAGACGCUUUUGACCAUCGAUAAGAAGACCGGGUACGGCGGAACCAAGUUAAGCACGGCGGUGCCGUACACGACGCUCGAGACAAGCAUAUACAAGUCAUUGACUUCAGCCUUUACGGCAGCGCUGGCAAACGUGACGAGGGUGGCGGAGGUGGCACCGUUCGAGUUCUGUUACGAUGCGAAGGGUUUGGGGAGCACGAGGGUGGGCCCGGCGGUGCCGGCGGUGAACCUCGUGCUGCAGAGCGAGGCAGUGUACUGGAGCAUCUUCGGCGCGAAUUCGAUGGUGGAGGCGGCGGACGGAGUGCUCUGCUUGGCGUUUGUGGAGGGCGGGAGGAGGACGAUGACGUCGAUUGUGAUUGGUGGGUUUCAGUUAGAGGACAAUUUGGUGGAGUUCGAUUUGGGCUAUUCGAGGGUUGGGUUUAGCUCCACGCUGCUGUUCCGGCGGACCACCUGCUCCAAUUUCAACUUCACCUCUAGCACCAGAUGAGUGAAUAAAAAUAAGCUGCGUUCUCAAUAAUGAGAUGUUGUAUGGGAUGAUGCAAUAAAUUAAUUAUAUUUGUAUGAUAUGUUGUUGUCAGAAUUUGGCUGACAUUUAAAUAUUUAAUGCAUGUCUCUAUGU
Molecule: messenger RNA, 912 nt
Organism: Dendrobium catenatum
Lineage: Eukaryota; Viridiplantae; Streptophyta; Magnoliopsida; Asparagales; Orchidaceae
Product: gamma conglutin 1-like
Exons: 1
Biological process (GO): proteolysis
Molecular function (GO): aspartic-type endopeptidase activity
Source: RefSeq, a predicted model, not a curated record